AUGAACAGCGCAUACUAAACUCACACAUGUGCGUCUCUGGCCAUUGACGAGGAACGUGUAUUGUAGCUGUCGAGGUCACGUGACUGAAACGAGGAAACUCUGAGGACACCUUGAGCUCACCUGCCACAUUUCUUUCCUCUUCUCUCUCUCUUCAGGUCCAUCUGUGUUUCUCUCUUUUCCUCUGUGCUACACGCUGAAGAACAGGAUCCUACACGCAGAUCUCAUCAGGUGCUUGUCCCACUGAGAGACUCUUCAGGGCCCUGAAGCUGCCUACUAAAUACGCCACCAAUCGUCACUGGAGUACCACUACCUAGACAGGAGUAAGGAGUGACCCCUUCCCUUCUGGUUCAGAUGGCAGACGGUCGGCAGCCUGAGGACAGCAGCCCCCAGUGGUCAUCUCCGGGAGCCCAGGGCUCAUCCUCCCCAGGUGGGCAUGGAGAGAACGGCUUCUCUUCUACCUACAGGACUUGCCAGCCUGGCGGUGCCCAUGCUGGUUCUGCCGCCUCCUACGCCAAAGAGAACGGCUUCAACGGAGACCUCACCUCUGGACACGCUGUGACUGCUGAACAAGUAUCAGCCCGGAUCGUGCAGGAGGUUACGGCCGAAGCGGUAGCGGUACUGAAGGGAGAGCAGGAGCUGCAUCCGGACACUGCCGUCAGGCUGCCAUCAGUGGAGGACUCUGCAAACCUGCCGCCCUCACCUCCUCCGUCCCCAGCAGCAGAGCAUUUUGGGCCUUUGGAUCAAGAUGUAGGGGAUGAGGAGGAAGCAGGUCCUCUCCGCCGCUUCCAAAAUUCUCGCGAGAGGUGCAAGUUCCUCGCCCCCUCCAUCUCAGUGUCUGUGCCUGAGGAUGACCCCUACCACUCUGACGAGGAAUACUAUGAGCACCCUUUAUUCAGCCCAGAGUGGACGCGCUCUGGCUCUCGCCCCCCAGGGCAGGCCGCCGCGUUUAGACAGAUCGAAGAAGAGGAGACCAUAGAGAGUCUCUCAGCUGCAGAGGAGGAAGAGGAGGAGACUUCAGAAGCCGCAGCAACAGCAGCAGCUCUAGAGGAAGAGGAGGAGGAGGAGCAGUGGAGUGGGGAGGAGCCUGAGCAGGAACCCCCAUCUGAGCUCCUAGAGCGGGCAGAGGUCAUAGGCGAGGCUCAGGCUCUGCCCGGCCCGCAGGCUGAGGUUCACACACAGGCAGCUACUGCUGCCGACGAGGCCCCUAAUGGGAGAGCUGAGGAGGCAGGGGGGCAAGAAAGCCCUGCAGAAGCUGUGAAGAUGGAACCAGAGCGACCAGACAGUGAGAGGACAGAUCCCAUUGGCAUGGACUUCACUGAAUCUGCAAUGCAUCUAGAUGAUGAACUCCCAUCUUACCAGAGCCUUGCCAGAGACACAGAUAUGCCAGAAAGCCCCUUUGCUCGAACAUGCCCCAUGGAGGAUUUUGAAGUGCCUCCAAGUGACCAGGGUCAUGCCAAAGAACCUUGCGAGGCUCCAACUGAAAAGCCUGAUGUACAAAGUGUUGCUGUGAAACAGCCUUCAACCGAAACGUGUGACUCCAGCAAUAUCCAUGAGGUCAAACCAGGGCAAAUUGAAGACAAACAAAUGGAAAUAACAACAGAGGGGGACAUGAAGGACAAAUCUGGGAUGUCUGCAUAUUUUGAGACCACUACAAUUAAGACAGAUGCCUCCGGGUCUCAAGGAGAAGGGUAUUAUGAGCUGAGUACUAAAUCAGAAGAACAGAAGGACUCUGUUGGUGACCUACCACUUCCUGAAAUCAGUUACAGCACCUUGGCCCAAACACACUCUUUGGAAGUCCAACCAGAUCUUCCGAAAAGUAGCUCAGACACACUACACACCACUUUACCUGUGGACAGAAGAGAUGACUGCAGACUGUCUCCUGGAAAACUGGCACUAGAGCAAAGAAGUUACUCUUUAAAUAUCACCAUUGGGGCAAUGGAUCAUGGCGAUGCCCAAGGACGUCCAAGAAACUUCUCUCCGUUAGCCACUGACAUCAUAUCUCAUACUAGUGGGAGCCUUGACGAAUCUGCUGAUUACCUUCCUGUCACCACUCCCUCAGUAGAGAAGCUCCCUCAGUUUCCACCACUGAUCCUGGAGACAUCUGCCUCUGCCACAACUCCAUCAUCCUCACCUCCCCAGGCAACAGCCACUGAUGUAAAGACAAGUCCACAGUCAGAGUCUCCAGAAUCCCCUGUCCAAGCUAAAAGCUGUUAUAAGAACGGCACCGUCAUGGCCCCAGACUUGCCUGAAAUGCUGGACUUGGCAGGUACUCGAUCAAGGUUGACAUCUGACAACACAGACCCAGAGAUUAUGAGAAGGAAGUCCGUCCCAAUGGACAUGUCUUCUCUAGUAAGUGAUUCUUUAGCACAUUUGUUCAAAGGUGACCAGGGCCAGAUGGCUACAAAGAGAGAAAUGCAGUUGGAGGAGCAAGGAUAUUGUGUCUUUAGUGAAUACUCUGGUCCCAUGCCGUCACCUGCGGAUGUGCACAGUCCAAUGGACUCAUCUCCUCAAAUCUUCAACACUGUGAUAUCAGAGGAGAAGGAAACUGGUCUUGUUGCAUUUGGACAACAGGAAUGUCCGUCGACUGAUGAUCUGAAACCAACAGAGGUUGUUACACCACAGGCAAAACCAGAUGAAGAAAAGCCGAAGAAUGAAGAUUCCUUUGAAACUGAAAGUACACCUUCUGAAAAACCUCCUGUAGAGACUAAGCAAGAAGAGUCUGAUCUUUUGAAGAAUGAACAUUUGGAAGAAAAUAAGAGUCCAACUUUACCUGAUAAUGACAAAGGACAGUUAGAAAAACAAGCUGAAACCUUUAUCACGCCGAUGGUGACGGUUACUCUUGAGGAAGCAAAGCCUGAUCUUGAUGCAGGUUCCAAACUUGCAGCUGAAACCGAAGCUGAGAUAGCUGACUAUGAGAGGCAAAUUCGUAAAUUGGAGAUGGAGGACCGACCUUUGAGUGUAGAGGAGGAACGAGAGCUCCAGGAACUCAGGGAGAAGGUGAAGAAUAAACCAGACCUUGUGCAUCAGGAAGCUUAUGAAGAGGUAGAUGCCGAGGAUGUGUACCAGCUCACUGGAGCUGCAAAGGACAGAAUUGCUCGGCCCAUCAGACCAUCCCCAGCAUCUUCUGUAGAAAGUGCUACCGAUGAGGAGAAAAUGCAUGUUAGUGACACUGAAAAACCUAGAUCACCAGGUGAGAAAGAAGCUCUUAAAACAGAUCCCAAUAGAUUAUCUCCUGUUGGGUCUUUUGAGAAAUAUUUUAGAGAGGAGAGACCUUCUGAGCAGGAGGUAAAGCAGAAAGACUCAGUGCAGCCUCUCAAAGAGAAAGUUGCUGAGGAGAAACCUCAGCUAGCUCCUUCUAAGACAGACGAGACUCCUCUUGACACCACAGUGACUCAAGAAGUAGAGGAAGAGGUGGAGCUUGCUGAGGAGCCUGAUGAGGUCAUGCCAGAACCAAAACCAGCUCUUAAAGUGGAAGAGAAGCCAGUGGUAGAUAUAACUGAACCAGAUAAGGUUGUGGUCGAAAAAGAGGAGGAAAAAGUGGUAGAGAAAGAAGAAGUGGAAGCCGAGGAAGUCUUGGAAGGGGCCAUAGCUGCAGAAGACACUGUUGAGCCUAGAGCUGCCAUUGAGUCAGUAGUGACAGUGGAAGAUGACUUUAUUACGGUAGUGCAGACCAUUGAUGAGAGUGAAGUCUCUGUUCACAGUGUACGCUUCUCAGCUCCCCCUGAGGAGGAACAUCCACAGCUCCUCCAAGAGGAGGAAGAGGAGGAGGAGUCCGUGGAAAUGGCACAGGAAGUAGAGAUGGAGGCUCCUAGUUUGGAGGAAGCCGUAGAUGUCCCAGAGCCUGUUGAGCCUCCUGUAUGCCCAGCUAAAGAGAUAGAAGUACCAGAGAGUGAGGCCCCAACCCAAAGCUAUGAUGACUACAAAGAUGAAACUACCAUUGAUGACUCCAUCUUAGACAGCUCCUGGGUGGAUACUCAAGAUGAUGAUAAGAGCAUGGCCACAGAGAAAAUUGAGCCUCUACCCAGAGUGAUGAGCCCUGUCAAGAAACCACCCACGGAGAAACCAGCGAAACAGAGGGCUAAAGGCGGCAGGACCAAAGGACGAAUCACCACCCCUGAACGCAAACCUGUUCGCAAAGAGCUGGUACCCACCCAGAAGGAUGAGAUGAAGAAGAAAAAAGCUGUGAUUAAGAAGGCUGAGCUCACAAAAAAAUCUGAUAUUCAGACGUGCUCUCCUUCCCGGAAGAGUGUUUUAAAGGCAACCGUAAGGCACCCUAGACCUACCCAACAUCACACGUGUGUUAAGCGGAAACCCACAGUGUCUGCAGAUGGUCGACUGCCCUUCAGUGUGGCCAGGCACUCCAGAGACAGAGCAUCUACCUCCAAUCCCACAACACUAACAAAGAUCCCCACUUCUAAAAUUCGGGCAGAGGCUUUGCUGCCAGCCCGGCCGAACUCGGCCAGCUCCUCCAAUAAAAGGAGCCCGUUGGUGGAGGCAGAUCUUUAUGAGCCCCGCCCUUCCUCAGCGGGCCCACAAGUAUUGCUAAAUUCAUAUGCUGUAAAGGAUGGUGGUUCUCGGAGCCCAGAGAAGAGGUCGUCCCUUCCACGGCCAGCAUCCAUACUAACUCGCCGCCCACACAUGGCUGAUCAUGAGGACAGCUCCACUUCCAUUACCAGCUCUGGGUCCACAGCACCGCGCAGGCCCACAUCGUUCCGUACUGAAGCCAAAGCAGAGCACAGGACAGGCAGGUCUCAUAGUAUGACAGGCGUAGAGACUGCUCGGUCCCGUUCGGCCCGCAGUGGCACCUCCACACCCCGCACACCUGGGUCCACAGCCAUCACCCCUGGAACCCCUCCCAGCUACUCAUGCCGUACUCCGGGCACCCCCCACACUCCGGGCACCCCCAAAUCUCUCAGCCUGCUGUCCCAGGAAAAGAAAGUGGCCAUCAUCCGAACACCUCCAAAAUCCCCGGCGACUACACCCAAACAGCUGCGCGUCAUUAAUCAGCCACUGCCUGACCUCAAGAACAUCAAAUCCAAGAUCGGGUCUAUUGACAACAUCAAAUACCAGCCCAAGGGGGGCCAGAUUCAAAUUUUAAACAAGAAGCUGGACUUCAGUCACAUAGAGUCAAAGUGCGGAUCCAAGGAUAAUCUGAAGCAUUCGCCCCAAGGAGGCAAUGUAUGUACUGCUCCCUCUCUCCCUAUGUCUGUCUCUCUUUCUUUUCCGGAGCCAGUAGACCUCCACGGUUUUUGGACCUUAGAAAUGUUCCGGACACAUUUCUGCUGCAUUGGAUGCUCAAUGCUACAGAUAGGACAAAAUGCCUACCAUGGCAGAAUCAAACAUAAUAUAGACGCAGACUGUCUUUAAUGGACACACACAUCAGAUAUGUACAUGUAUAUGGGCUGAUACACAAAACUGAAGUCCCUUUUUGUUGUUCAUCAUGUGAAAAUAUAUACACGCCAUAUGUAUAUAUUUGUAGACUGUAAUGCAGGUGUUUGAUAUUGACCUAUCAACACUUGUGUGUCAACUGUAUGGAAGUCAUAUUAAAAUAAGGCAACACAUCAUCAACCCUUCUUUUCAAUAUACCUCUGUUUGAGAAAUAUUAUGUUCAUUUAUUAAUUUAAUUGAUAUAUUUACCAUUUUGCUCAACAGACUGUAUCACGGAGUAGUUUUCUUUAGGUUUCAAGGUCUCCUGUAUUUGACUUACUUUCUGGGUUUUGUUCCAAAACCUAGUGAGCUGCCUUGCUGUCUGCUGCCAACAUAGACAGCAUCCUAACUAAAAUGGAACCUAAUAAUUGUAUGUCUGUUAUGUAGACUAAAAUUUAACAGUUUGGGGUUGGUAAGAUUAUUUGGUUACACUUUAUUUCGAUAGUCCACUUUAGACAUUCUACUAACUAUAAGUAACUUUGUAACUACAUGUCAACUAAUUCUCAUUAAUUUGCAACUACAUGUCUACUAACUCUCAGAGUAGACUGUUAGGGUAGGUUUAGGUUAGUAGAAUAAGUUGACAUAUACUUGCAAAAUUUCUCAUAAGUCAGUAUGUUGUAUGUUGUGGACCCAUCAAAAUAAAGUGUUAGAAGUUAUUAAGCAGACAGUCUACUAAUACUCUAAUGACUGCUAGUUGACAUGUAGUUGCAAAGUUACUUAAUGUUAAUAGAAUGUCUAAAGUGGACUAUCGAAAUAAAGUGUUACCGAUUAUUUAAUAUUUUGAAAGAAGUAAGGCUGCAUUUAUUUAAUCACAAAAUGCAGUAAAAAGGGUAAUAUUGUGAAAUGUUAUUACAAUUUAAAAUAGCUGUUCUCCAUUUAAAUAUAUUUGAAAAUGUAAUUUAUUCCUGUGAUGGAAAAGCUGAAUUUUCAGCAGCCAUUACUCCAGGCUUCAGUGUCGUAAUAUUCGGUUUUGAAUUAGUAAUUUCAGUAAUAAUUUUCGACAUUGAAUAAUAUUAAUAAUUGUCAUUUCUCUCAAUUUGUCUGCCAUCCAGAUUUCUUUUCUCUACUAAACAUGUUGCAGUGCAUUAAUGGGAUUGCUUUCGCUGCAAAGGAUAAAUACAAUGCUGCCUCAUAAUUUGUCCAAGGCAGCAGUAUAAUUAUGCCUAAAAAAUCCCAAAGGGCUGUGAUGUUACGUAGUCAGCUCACUAGGUUUUGAGACAGAGUUGUUGUCUCUCAGUUGUUUCUGAUUGUGCAUAUUGCCAACAGAAAUGUCUUGACCGGUGUUUUCUAAAUGUCAGAGCUGGUAUGUGCUGAGUCAUGUCUGUACUUCAGUCAGAUUUGCUUUUUCUUCCCCUUGCAGCAGCAGUCAGUCACUGUGAGUGACUAUUACAACAAAGCUAUAAUGAGGACACUGUGUAGAGCAGGUUGCUAGCAACGCCAAGGUCAUGGGUUUGGUUUCCAGAAAACAUUACUUAUGCUGUCUGUUUAGUUUAGGUUAAGUGGCCUAGAUUACUUUUAUGCAACAGAAAUGAAGGACUCCUAUCCUAUCAAGGUCCUGAGUAAGAAAAAUUAUUUAAUAUUCUGAAAUAACUGAAAUUUGACUUUGUUUUUGUCUAAAUACACCGGAAUCUACCCACUGCAAUGUUAACUUUACCAUGAAUUUCUAAACAGCUGAAUGUCUGUCAUUUGAUUCAGUGAUCUGAUGCUGUAUUUGUGCUAUUCAUUGCAGUUGUUGGUUUUCUUAAUGUUGUGGCAUCUUCAGCAUAUGGAUCAGUUCUGCUUGAUUUGCAGCUCAGCUAACCAUUUUCAUGUGUUUCGCUGUGGAGUAGUUCGCGUGUGACUUUUUAACUCUUUAAGUCAUCAAUUAUUGCUCAGUACUUUUUAGGCAAAGCGUUUUUUUUUCUUUUCUUUUUCUUUUUUAUUGCAGCAUCAUAUGUGAAGAAGAACUGGCCAACUCCUUGUGUUUAAUAUCCAGUCUGUUUUAUAUUUUGUUCUCAACUUAUGCUGUU
Molecule: messenger RNA, 7436 nt
Organism: Onychostoma macrolepis
Lineage: Eukaryota; Metazoa; Chordata; Actinopteri; Cypriniformes; Cyprinidae
Gene: map2
Product: microtubule-associated protein 2
Exons: 16
Coding region: 352-5367 (1671 amino acids)
Biological process (GO): microtubule cytoskeleton organization; neuron projection development
Cellular component (GO): neuron projection
Molecular function (GO): microtubule binding
Source: RefSeq, a predicted model, not a curated record